AUGAGGAGUAUCUCUGGACCUGAUGAUGAAUUCACUGCUAGGGAACAACUAAAACAUCAAAUGUACCUUGUCAUCUGUCAGAUUGUUGAAGAAGUGUGCCCAGGUCACAGCGUUUUCCGGUUGCGCAAACCUGUUUGGGAUAAAUGUCAUUCUCUUCGGAUGAAUGGCUAUAAACAGAGUGCAUUUGAUCGCUCCUUAUUCACUAAGCACCAAGGAGAAGAGGUGGUCAUUAUACUGAUAUAUGUGGAUGAUUUGCUAAUCACUGGGAGCUGCUCCAGUCUAAUUAAUGAUGCCAAGACAAUUUUACAUAGUAAGUUCAAAGUCAAGGACUUAGGCACAUUAAGAUAUUUCCUGGGAAUUGAAGUCUCAAGAUCAAAGAAAGGGAUCCUACUUAAUCUUAGAAAGUAUGCUUUGGAAUUAAUCUCGGAGACAGGUUUGAGUGGUGCAAGGCAUUUUGCUACUCCUAUUGGAUUGAAUCAAAAAUUGACAACAGUGGAAUAUGACACAUGCAUUGGGAAGAAAGGAGAUUCAGAGUUAGAAGACAAAUCAGCCUAUCAAAGAUUGAUAGGAAGAUUGCUAUACUUAACUAUUACUAGGCCUGAUAUAAGCUUUCCAGUACAAACCUUGAGUCAGUUUAUGCAAAAACCCAAACAGUCACACAUGGAGGCAGCAUUGAGAGUGGUGAGAUACAUCAAGGGAGCACCAGGAAUGGGGUUAUUGAUGGAAGCAGGAUCAAUUGAUCAACUUAGUGCAUACUGUGAUUCAGAUGGGCAUCUUGCCUCAACACAAGGAGGUCUGUGA
Messenger RNA from Nicotiana attenuata, 801 nucleotides. RefSeq lists its product as uncharacterized. Bases 1 to 801 code for a protein of 266 amino acids. The transcript has 2 exons. NCBI's taxonomy places the organism in Eukaryota, Viridiplantae, Streptophyta, Magnoliopsida, Solanales, Solanaceae. The record is from RefSeq and is a predicted model, not a curated record.